Molecule: messenger RNA, 2089 nt
Organism: Oncorhynchus mykiss (rainbow trout)
Lineage: Eukaryota; Metazoa; Chordata; Actinopteri; Salmoniformes; Salmonidae
Product: branched-chain alpha-keto acid lipoamide acyltransferase
Cellular component (GO): cytoplasm; mitochondrion
Molecular function (GO): lipoic acid binding; acetyltransferase activity
Source: RefSeq, marked provisional
GAAACAAAGAUGGCGGCAGUUACCAGAGGCUCAUUCACAUUUAUUAGACGCUUGCUCUUGGCACAUCGGUACAAGCUUUGCUGCUCCAGGGUCCAAACUGGCCGACCAGACUACACCCGUCAUCCCCACACUGUCUUCAUCCCUCAGCUGUGCAGCUCUAGGUUUUUCCACACCAGUUAUGUCACAUCAGGACCAAUUCUGCCAUUCAAACUGUCAGAUAUUGGCGAGGGCAUCAUGGAGGUGACGGUGAAGGAAUGGUAUGUGAAGGAAGGAGACAAAGUCUCCCAGUUUGAUAGCAUCUGUGAGGUACAGAGUGACAAGGCAUCUGUCACCAUCACAAGUCGCUAUGACGGUGUCAUUAAAAAGCUCUACUAUGAGGUUGAUGCCACAGCCUUAGUGGGCACACCCCUGGUGGAUAUCGAGACAGAGCCCGGUCCGGAGGUGGUCCAUGAGGAGGAUGUUGUGGAGACCCCGGCGAUGUCAAACGAUGAGCACACACACCAGGAAAUCAAGGGACACAAGACCCAGGCCACUCCUGCAGUCCGUCGUUUAGCCAUGGAGAACAAUAUCAAGCUGAGUGAAGUGGUCGGUACCGGGAGAGACGGACGGAUCCUCAAAGAGGACAUCCUCAACUUCCUGGCCAAACAGACAGGGGCCAUCUUACCCCCGACCCCAUUCCAUGAGAUCCAGCCACCCCCUCCCGCAGCAUCCGCCCCCUCCUCGGCCUCCAUGCCCAAGAUGAAGCCCACACCAAGUGUCCAGCUCCCUGUCGUCUCCAGGCCCGUCUUCACGGGCAAGGACAGCACUGAGCACCUGAAAGGUUUUCACAAAGCAAUGGUGAAGACCAUGACUGCAGCUUUGAAGAUCCCCCACUUUGGUUAUAAAGAUGAAGUGGAUUUGACGAGGCUGGUGCAGUUGCGCAAGGAGCUGAAGGGCCUGUCAGAGGCUCGCGGUGUCAAGCUCAGCUACAUGCCCUUCUUCAUCAAGGCUGCUUCCCUGGGCCUUCUCCAUUUCCCUAUCCUCAACGCCUCGGUGGACGAGGCUGUUCAGAACAUCACCUACAAGGCAUCCCACAAUAUUGGUCUGGCCAUGGACACGAGCCAGGGCCUGCUGGUGCCCAAUGUGAAGAAUGUGCAGUUGCUGAGUGUGUUUGAGAUCGCAGUGGAGCUCAACCGCAUGCAGACCCUGGGCGCCACGGGCCAGCUGGGCACGGCUGACCUCACAGGAGGCACCUUCACCCUCUCCAACAUUGGCUCGAUUGGAGGCACUUAUGCAAAGCCAGUAAUUCUGCCUCCUGAGGUGGCGAUUGGCGCUCUUGGAAAGAUCCAGGUCCUACCCAGGUUUAACUCGAGGGACGAGGUGGUGAAAGCUCACGUCAUGAACGUCAGCUGGUCGGCAGACCACCGGAUCAUCGACGGGGCCACCAUGGCGCGGUUUUCCAACCUGUGGAGGGACUACUUGGAGAACCCGGCUUCUAUGGUCCUGGAUCUGAAAUGAGCAUGCGGUACCCUGGCCUGCAUCCCCUGGACGCAAGCCCAGCGACGCAAAACCAGCCCCCAUGAUGAUGUGAAGUUGGUCUACUGUACUCUGACUCUUUGGGUAGUCACUUUGACUGGGUGUUACUGGUCACCAUACUGCUCCUGACCCCUUGGCCAUCCAAACCUUUCUUCCUCCGAACAUGGAUGGCUGCACACGCCACGGACACCACAAGUUCCCUUACUACUCAACGUUGUGAAACUAAUCUCUAGUUGCUGGCUGUUUUUAUCUUUGUGUGUGGCCUUCGUUUGUUUGCUCUCUUCUGGUUGCCUUACUGACAUAGGAUGGGUAUGAACAGUAGCGCUUUCUCCUGAAGAGCAGAAUGUUGGAAGGAAAACUUUUUUUUUUUUUAGUAAACCUGUUGUAUUUCUGAAAUACUGUAUAACCCUGUAAAAAUGUCUUUGCACCUUUUUGUUUUCUUACAGCCCCACACAUUCCAUCAAUGCUAGAAAGCUAUUUUCAAGAGAAUGUGCGGUUUAGUGAUUCCCUAUGGAAAGCACCAUUGCACAACAUGCGCUUGUUAGUGUUCAUAUCAGCUACAGUGCCUUCAAAG